AACCUUACUCGUACCAAGAACAAAUUCUCAAACUCUUGACUUGUGUGCUGUGAAGAAUAAAUAUCUAAGGGGAUAGCAUCAUUGUUUUAUAGUAAAUCGAUCAAUCUUAGGCUAAAAGAGCAAUUAGCUUAAUUACACCUCUGAAAAUGGAAUAAUUUUGUAUAAAAGUGCGAAGCUAUUGAAAAUCUAUCACGCUUGAAAUAUCCGGAACAUGUGUUAGUGUUCAUAUCUUAUCAGUUGUAAUAUUUCACUUUGGUUAUAGAAAAAGCGGUCAUUAUUCAGUAUGAGAGAAUCAUACAACCUUCAAAGCGAAGAGCCCGGCGAAAGAAACUCCGACAAAGGCGAAAAGGUCGACUGGUGGUGGGGAAUCCUCCUUGUGUUAAUCAUUGCCGUUCUAAUAGCUCUAGUCAUCGUUGGUUUCUUCGAUUUGACCGGGACAUCAAAUUUCGAUUCAGACACCGAAUAUUUCAGAAGAUUACGAGGAGGAAGCCCCAAAUUGCCUAAUCCCAUUCCUCCUUUCAAAGUGGAAAGCGUACGGGAAGUUAUUGAAACCAUUUCCAAAGGAAAUGGACUAUACAACAUUGAAUACGAUAUUCAAAAUCGAUCGGUUCUGCUCUGGGAUUCGAACUUAUCUGAUAAUUGUAAUGGCAUUCAACAUAUGGCUAUAAGGGUAAGCGCGAAGAAUGUAACGAGCAAUCGUACUAUCCUUGUAAGUGGCUCUUUCGAUGAAAGUGAAGAUGGGGCAAAAGAAAACGGUGUCGCCCAUGCUAUAAUACAGUCUCUGAUUGCCAUAACCAGAGAAUCAAUAGCAUUACGCCAUCCUGUGGUGCUUUUAUUAAAUAGAAACUUAGCCAACUACACUCAGAGCGUAGAAGGAUUCAUGGGUCAAAAACACUGGGCCAGGAAUAUAUCAGUAUUUAUUAAUAUCAAUUCUAUCCCAGGCGGGAGGGGGAAUGUUAUCCACACUAGAGCAGAUGCUACGUGGCUGUUAAAAGUAUAUUAUGGAUCAUUCCGCCACUCGCAUUUAUGCUUGAUUUGCGAUGAAAUCUCAAAGUCAAAUUUCAUGCAAAUCGAGUCGAAUUCUAGACAUUAUAGUAUACCUAGAAACCUUAAAGUUUGGUAUUUUGUAGGUUUGGACCUAACGUACGCUUACGGUGACAAUUCAAUAGCUCUAUCAAGAGAAAGUGAAGUACAAAACUAUAUGGAUGAUAAUAUUUUAUCACUCAUUCGGAAUGUUGAUAGUGCGACCGAAAUGGACGAAAACUAUGAUUCACGAAAUGUUGUGGAGUCAAUAUUUUUCGAUUUCUUUGGUGUUUUCAUGGUAAUAUACAGCGAAACGGAUGGAAUUAUAAUAAACGUGGUCGUCAGCUUUGCUGCCCUCGCCACAAUGGUCACCUCCAUGUGGUUAAUGCAACAAUGGGCCGUUGUUGCUGCUUCUGUAAUUUGGUUUCAGCUUGUAAAGUCAUUCGCCAUUCAACUUACAUCACUCAUAGUCGGGGGUGGAUUUGCGAUUUUCAUGGCUUAUCUGUAUGACUCCUACAAAACCUUAUUGACUUGGGCACCGAAGCAUUGGAUGGUGUUUGCGAUCUACUUUUGCCCUUUCCUCUUCAUAAUGUGUAUUUUCCCUUCGUUGUACUUGAACUGGAAGAAAUACAGAGCCAUACCACUUCGAUUUGGGGUAAUGCUCUUCCUUCACGUCAAUUGCAUCCUGUUCAUCAUAGCCAUUUUGACCCUAACAGGAUUAUCAGUGAAGACAGCAUUUGUGAUUGUUUCGGGCAUUGCAUUUUACACAGUUUCAUUAAUGGUUGUUCUGGCAUUUAAACUUUAUAAAAAAGUAUAUUUAUGGAUAUUCCCCAUUUUCGUUGGGCAAAUUCUCCCGAUCGCUUUUGUUACGUACCUGAUGCUAAUAUUUUACUCGGUUUACAUCCCUGUUUCAAGCAUUCCAGGGGCAGCAAGAAGGGUUCAAUUUCUUCUUGCGCUCUCAGCUAUAGGAUUUUCAAUGCUAAUGUUCGGAUUCUUGAUACCAAUACUGGCAAUUUUCCGCAAAUCGAAAACAAUGCUGACAGGUUUUGUAAUCAUUACGCUUAUAUUCUUGAUCCUGAUAUUUACCAAUGUGUUUGCGGCAUAAUAAUCCGAAUCUCUUAUAAGCAGGGAGAAUUUUCAGGAAUCUCACAAGGUGUAAUCUAGUAAACAUGGUUCGGGCUCAAUGAAGUCUUCACAGGAAGUCACAGGAGUGGUUACAAACCCAAAUCUGACUAUGCCGCAGCUGUAAAAGGAAUGCACCUUUUGAAGUAAUAUAAUGGGUAUUCUUUAGAAAGUGACUAUAAACUCAUGGCGAAAAUAACGAAAAUGCAU
This is a messenger RNA of Hermetia illucens (black soldier fly), 2355 nucleotides long. RefSeq names its product endoplasmic reticulum metallopeptidase 1-like. The transcript is spliced from 10 exons. NCBI's taxonomy places the organism in Eukaryota, Metazoa, Arthropoda, Insecta, Diptera, Stratiomyidae. The record is from RefSeq and is a predicted model, not a curated record. The coding region runs from base 284 to 2128 and encodes 614 amino acids.